CCCUCCGGAACGUAACCGCUCCGCGUCUCCAGGAGCGGGGAAAGGUUGGAAACGGUCCCGCGGCCGCUUCCGGCGCGUUGCCAUGGCUGCCGCUAUCAACUUCCGGUCAGCCGGCGGCGGUUAGAGGCGCGUGGUGGUCGUGAGGCGUAGCCGUGCGCAGAGCUAUGCCGGCCAAAGCGGGCGACAGGCAGCGGCAGAGCCAAAAUGGACCUCCAGGAGGAAAGGCUGUGCAACCGAAGCUUUAUGGGGCUUCAACUAAAAAACGGGAUGAAGAUACAUCCACUGAAGUUGGAGAAGGAGCGGAUGAGUGGCCAGCAUCAAAGACUGUGGUCAAACCUCCAGAUCAGCUGGAAUUGACUGAAGCUGAAUUAAAAGAGGAAUUUACACGUGUUCUGACAGCUAAUAAUCCACAUGCCCCCCAGAAUAUCGUCAGAUACAGCUUUAAAGAACGAGCUUACAAGCCGAUAAGCUGUGUAGAUCAAAUAGCCAUUCACUUCUCUUUGAACGGGAACAUGAUACUCAGAGAUUCAGAUGAAGGCAGGCGGCAGAGUCUGAGAUUAAGCAAUGCAUCAGAAAAAGCUCCUUCUGAGACUUCUGCAAUAGCAUCUGAAGAGGCAGAGCUUAAAGAUGAAAAAAGCACAGAAGAUGCUCAGGCUGCGGAAGAGGAAGAGGCAGAGAAGGCAGAGACAGCAGAAGCAGCUGAAGCAGCAGAGGUAGAAGAGCCUCCUCCCCCAAAAGUAAAGGAGAAAAAGCUUGCAAACCAGUUCAACUUCAUUGAGAGAUCUUCAAGGACACUUGACAACCCUUUGCGGGAAAGAGCAUCCCAGUCGGAGCCUACACCUUGUAAAAACUUUUCAGCCAAUGCUAAGCAGUGGGAGAUCUACGAUGCCUAUAUGGAGGAGCUUCAGAAAAUGGAGAAGUCAAAAGAGAAAGAAAAACCAAAAGCUCAGAUAGGAAAGAAAGAGGAGAAGAAGAGGGGAAGAAAGUUAAUUUCACUGGAAUCACAGGGGGAUGAUAUAACCAAGAUCUCCAGUGCUGCCAAAAUAAUGGAGCGGAUGGUGAAUCAGAACGUAUUUGAUGACAUUGCACAAGAUUUUAAAUAUUUUGAGGAUGCCUCCGAUGAAUACAGGGACCAGAGGGGAACUCUCCUCCCGCUCUGGAAGUUCCAGUAUGACAACACCAAGAGACUUGCAGUUACUGCCAUCUCCUGGAAUCCAAAGUACAAGGACCUGUUUGCAGUGGGGUAUGGCUCUUAUGACUUCAUGAAGCAAAGCCGGGGCAUGCUUGUGCUCUACACAGUGAAGAACCCCUCCUACCCAGAGUAUGUCUUCAGCAGUGAGAGUGGCAUCAUGUGCCUGGAUAUCCAUAAUGACCACCCCCACCUCAUGGCAGUGGGCUUCUAUGAUGGCAACGUGGCCAUCUACAACCUUAAGAAGGCAACUUCCCAGCCAAGCUACAAGAGCAGUGCUAAGUCAGGAAAGCAUACAGAUCCAGUGUGGCAGGUCAAGUGGCAGAAAGAUGACAUGGACAACAAUUUGAAUUUCUUCUCUGUCUCCUCGGAUGGACGGAUUGUGUCAUGGACUUUAGUUAAGAAUGAGCUGGUUCAUACAGAUGUCAUCAAGCUGUCAGCAGAGGGAACAACGAUGCAGGGGCCAGAGGGUCUGCAGCUGCAAACAGUUGGCUGUGGGACAUCUUUUGAUUUUCACAAAAAGAUAGACUAUUUGUUUCUUGUUGGUACUGAAGAGGGAAAGAUCUAUAAGUGUUCAAAAUGCUAUUCAAACCAGUUUCUGGAUGUGUUUGAAGCCCAUCACAUGGCUGUGGAUUCAGUCAGCUGGAAUCCCUACCACUUGAAAAUCUUUAUUUCCUGCAGCUCUGACUGGACAGUCAAGAUCUGGGAUCACACCAUCAAGACUCCGAUGUUCAUUUAUGACUUGAAUGCUGCUGUAGGAGAUGUUGCCUGGUCCCCUUACUCUUCCACAGUCUUUGCAGCAGUCACCACCGAUGGCAAGGCCCAUGUGUUUGAUCUGAACAUUAAUAAGUAUGAAGCUCUCUGCACCCAAGUAGUGGUGGCCAAGAAGAAAAAUAAAAUAACCCAUAUCCAGUUUAACCCCGUGCACCCUGUUGUCAUCAUCGGAGAUGAGCGAGGCCAGGUUACCUGCCUGAAGCUCUCCCCCAAUCUGCGCAAGAUGCCCAAGGAGAAGAAGGGCCAGGAGGUAAAGAAGGGUCCUGAGGUGGAGAUCGCCAAGCUGGACAAGCUGCUGAUCCUGGUGCGGGAGCCAGAUGGCAGGGCCCAGGGGCAGGAGGACAAAGCCCCGCUUUGACCAGCAGCUGCUUAGCAUGCUCUGCCCUCUGAUAGUGCAAGUGCUUCGCCCCCGUGCCUGGGUGAAUAA
Molecule: messenger RNA, 2390 nt
Organism: Lagopus muta (rock ptarmigan)
Lineage: Eukaryota; Metazoa; Chordata; Aves; Galliformes; Phasianidae
Gene: DNAI1
Product: dynein axonemal intermediate chain 1
Exons: 20
Coding region: 165-2321 (718 amino acids)
Biological process (GO): cilium movement; outer dynein arm assembly
Cellular component (GO): outer dynein arm
Molecular function (GO): dynein light chain binding; dynein heavy chain binding
Source: RefSeq, a predicted model, not a curated record